AUGAGCAUCAUCUCUGAGUAUCUGUUUGCACUAGACCAAUGGAAGCUGCUCGAGCAAUGGAAAGUGCACACUCUUGCUUCCCUUUCUCUGUCGCCAGAGCAGGAGCAAUCUAUAUUGGACAGCAUUGGCUAUCGAUCCGUUUAUGAUGCUCACAUAAAUCUGUACAGCAAAACAGCAUACCACAUUCUAUCGUGCAGCAGUAUGCACCUGAAGCACGAGAUAAUGGAGUACUCCCGCCUGGAGAGCAAAAUGUUCUCAAUAAUCAGCAAAACACGAGCUAAGAUCAUAGAAAAGAUCAGGCACGACGUAUGCUACGUUAGACACUUUCUACUAAAUACCACAGGCAGACCAAAGAUCAUAAACAGCCUGAUAAGCAGCUAUUAUCUGCACAUAAUCGAGCUGAUAGUUGUUGAAGAGCUCUCUCCAAUGCACAUAACGUCCAUCCAGCCCAAGCUGUACAUAUAUCUUAAAAAGGCUCCUUUUGUCAACAUAAACAUCCGCCACAUUCUGAGCAGCACGAAAGAGGUGGUGGUGGUAACGUGCGCCAGAAGGAGACUCAGCAGCAGACAGGAAGCGCUGCUCAAGAACAUUUUCAGCAGGGAUGUAACCAAGAUCACGAGAGAAAAAAUGUGA
Molecule: messenger RNA, 633 nt
Organism: Nematocida minor
Lineage: Eukaryota; Fungi; Microsporidia
Exons: 1
Coding region: 1-633 (210 amino acids)
Source: RefSeq, a predicted model, not a curated record